This is a messenger RNA of Hippoglossus stenolepis (Pacific halibut), 1818 nucleotides long. RefSeq names its product ribosomal oxygenase 1 (gene riox1). NCBI's taxonomy places the organism in Eukaryota, Metazoa, Chordata, Actinopteri, Pleuronectiformes, Pleuronectidae. The coding region runs from base 43 to 1737 and encodes 564 amino acids. The record is from RefSeq and is a predicted model, not a curated record. Gene Ontology annotation, cellular component: nucleolus. Gene Ontology annotation, molecular function: histone H3K36 demethylase activity; histone H3K4 demethylase activity. The transcript has 15 exons.
AUUUGCUGCAGUCGCAGGGUGAUGACGUGAACCUCCUGGAUCAUGGAGAGAAAACACAUGUCUGCUUUUGCUUUGUAUCAAACGUUGCCAACAGACGAAUCUCCACCUUUGAAGAAGACCCCCCCUCAGGUGGUCACCAAGAAGAGAAAGAGAAAGGAAAAUGGAGUCGCAGUUAAUAAGGCCAACGCACUUAAAGCUCAACUGAAGUCUGAAAGGAAAAAGAAGAUUAGAAAGAAGCUGCAGAAGUCUGCACCGAGAGGGGAGAGACCGAAGGGAAGCGCAGAGAAGCAGCAGCAACAGCAGCAGGAGGAGGAAGAGGAGGCGGAAGAGGAGGAGUGUGUGAAUGGUGAUGGCGAGGCUGGCAGUGAGAUGGUUGAUACUCUGCUGGCCGAGCUGGCGAGAGUCAACAACAGCAGGGAGAGAGCGAGCCAACUGUUCAGGUGGCUCAUUCACCCUGUUCCUGUCAAAGCUUUCUUCAGGGACACAUGGGAAAAGAAGCCCAUUCUGGUUCAACGAAAGAAUCCACAUUACUACAAGGGGCUGUUCUCCACAGCAGAGUUCGAUCGUAUAUUAAGAGAGGAGGUUGUUCAGUACGGCGUGAACCUGGACGUCACGAGCUACACCAACGGCAAGAGGGAGACGCACAAUCCUCCAGGGCGAGCUCUGCCGUUCACUGUGUGGAACUUCUAUGAGAGUGGCUGCUCCCUCCGAUUGCUGAAUCCUCAGUCUUUCUCCUCCACCGUGUGGAACGUGCUGUCCAUCCUUCAGGAGCAGUUCGGCAGCAUGGCAGGAGCCAACGUAUACCUGACACCACCUGGAACACAAGGCUUUGCUCCACAUUAUGACGACAUUGAGGCGUUUGUGGUUCAGCUGGAAGGGAAGAAACAUUGGAGAGUGUACAAGCCAAGGACAGACGACGAGGUGCUGCCUGUGCUUUCAAGCAAGAACUUCGAUCAGAGAAACAUCGGGCGGCCGAUCCUGGAGGUUGUGCUGGAAGCCGGAGAUCUCCUCUACUUUCCCAGGGGAUUCAUCCACCAGGGCGACUGCCUGCCGGACGCUCACUCCCUGCACAUCACCAUCUCCUCUUACCAGAAGAACAGCUGGGGCGAUCUGCUGCAGAAGGUUGUUCCAGCUGCACUGGAAAUAGCGAUGGAGGAGGAUGUGGACUUCAGACAGGGUUUACCUCUGGACUACCUUUCGUACAUGGGAGUACAGAAUUCUGACAAGGAAGACCCACGCAGGAUAAAAUUCUUCUCCCGGAUCGAGAAUCUGAUAAAGAGGCUUAAAAAUUUCGCCCCGGUCGACGCCGCCGUGGAUCAGAAAGCCAGAGACUUCCUCCAUGACUGCCUCCCUCCCAUGCUGACUCCAGAGGAACUGGUCACCAGUGUUCAAGGGGCCUCUGUUAAGUGGGAAUGUGGGCAAGUUGUGAAUGUGGGUGGACGCAUCAAUAUGCAGACCCGAGUCCGAGUCCUCCGCGCCGAAUGUGCCAGGUUAUGCAGUGAUGGAGAAGCCGUUCAUCUUUACUACACCACAGACAACUCCAGAGUUUACCACAAAGAGGAGCCCAAGAGUUUUGAAAUCCAAACGGAGCACACGGACGCCGUUGAGUUUCUAAUCCAUUCUUAUCCUGAGUUUGUGGAAGUAGGAAGCUUCCCAUGCGAUGCUGCAGAGGACAAGGUUGCCUUGGCCGAGCUGCUAUUUGAGAAGGGGAUCAUCCACACUGAAGAACCUCUGUAAUGGCCUAAGAUUCUUUAAUCAUGCCGACUAUGAGUCGAUUAAAACUGCCUUUGUACAAAAUACAGUCUUUGAUUCAAACCA